Messenger RNA from Lodderomyces orthopsilosis Co 90-125, 1599 nucleotides. RefSeq lists its product as uncharacterized. The transcript has a single exon. Lineage: Eukaryota; Fungi; Ascomycota; Pichiomycetes; Serinales; Debaryomycetaceae. The coding region runs from base 1 to 1599 and encodes 532 amino acids. Gene Ontology annotation, molecular function: chromatin binding. The record is from RefSeq and is a predicted model, not a curated record. Gene Ontology annotation, biological process: mitotic DNA replication checkpoint signaling; DNA damage checkpoint signaling; DNA repair.
AUGCCACCCAAGAAGAAAUUCAAAUGUAAGGCACAUGAAAUUUCAUUUGAAGACGUUGAUACAUCAACAGAUGAUGAAAAUCAAGAUGUGUUUCUGGUUCCACCUAGUCCUCAGAAACCGCAUCUGCAACACACACCAUGGCUUACCAAAUACGCGCCCCGAACUACUUCGGAAAUUUGUAUCAAUCCAACCAAAUUGACACAAGUAAAGAAUGCAUUAUACAGAAUGAAGACGCGUGAACUGAAAACUAAAGUGUUGGUUCUCGUUGGGCCGUGCGGAUCCAGCAAAUCGACUACAAUUAAAUUACUUGCUAGAGAGAUAAACAAUGCUGACGUCUUUGAUGACAGGUUGAUUGAGUACGACGAAUCGGAAAACAUUACCCAGUUUCUACAAAGCUGUAAGUAUAAGACACAGGCGGUGGUGUUAAUCGAGGAGCUACCCAAUGUCUACCAUGAGGACACAUUGAGGGAAUUUAGAGACACUAUUAAGCAUUGGAUAUUUGCCGCAGUCGCAUUACCUCCAUUGGUGAUUUGUAUUAGUGAAUUUGAAUAUGAAUCUGAUAGAACACAAUUUUUUUAUGGGCUUGAGAAUAACAUGACUAGUGAUACGUUAUUGGGUCGCGAGUUAUUGAGUUAUCCAGAAGUAGAAACUAUUCGGUUUAAUCCGCUAGCGACUAGGUUUCUAAAAAAAACGGUAAAUUCGAUCUUGAAAAGUGAGGGUUUAACCAAGAUACUGAAUGAUGCCAAAUUUGAUUCAUUUCUUCUGGAGCUAUUCAAAGUUGGUGACAUAAGAUCCAUUAUCUUGAAUUUGGAAAUGUGGGUUAAAUUUUACAAAUCUGGAGUUGAUUACAACCGAGAAAAUGCCAUUGGUAUAUUCCAUGCUAUAGGAAAAGUGAUAUAUUCAAGUAAGAAGUUUGAAGGUGAUGUCCAAACAACAAAUAAUAAAACAGUUACCCAGGUCAUGGAAAUGUUGCCCGAAAAGAAUUUGAGCUUGUUAAAUUUGGGUUUGUUGGAGAACUAUCAUAUAUAUCAAGAUUCGAGCUUUGAUUUGUCGAUUGCAGAGAGUAUAACCAACGAUUUGAGUUUAAAUGAGUUAUCUCCUUUUGGGGAGGUUGGAGUACGAUCGACAAGACUUUAUCUAAGCAAAGCUGGUCCCAAAUCCUCCACUUCAAAACUCAAAAUGAAAUUUCCGCGUCAUUUUAAAGUAUUGAAAGCUAUGAGAAAAACAAACACUCGGCUAAACGAAUAUCGACGAUAUGUAUCACCAGAAAGCUCAAUUGAAAAUUUGAACCUAAUUGAUGGGUACUACUUGCCACUUAUAUACAAUAGAAAACGUAAGACACGAUAUCGAUACAAUCGACUCGGGGGCAAGCUACACAAAAUUUACGCCGAUGACGAUGUUGUUGUGGACGAUUAUCAGACAAGUCACGAAUAUGACCAAUUUCAAAAUGACAUUGACCUCUCGGUUAACCGGCAAGAGGGCGAUGACAAAAGUGACGCUCUUAGUGAUCAGAUAGAGGAAAGCCCAUUUGAAGAUUCUGAUGAUGGCUUUGGAUCAGACACAGAGAUAGAUUUAUUAAUUUCUCAAGGAAAAUUGUAA